AGGCGGCGGAGCGCGAUGGGGUUCGCCGGCGAUGGUGGCGUGUGCGCGCUGUGGCGCCGGGCCGAAGGCCCCGAGGAGCGGCGGGGGGGGGGGUCGCGGCGCUUCGGCUGGCUGCUGCCCGCCCGGCCCGCCUGGGCGCUGCAGGAGCUGCCCUCCCUCCUCGUCCCGCUCGGGCUCGCCGCCUGUGGCGGGGCGGUGGCGGCCGCCCGGCCCAACCGCGUCCUGCUGGGCUGCUUCGUGCUGCACUACGCGCACAGGGCACUCAUCUUUCCUCUUCUGAUCCGUGCAGGAAAACCAACACCGUUUUUCACUUUUGUGUUAGCACUUCUGUUCUGUGUUUUCAAUGGAUACUUGCAGGGCCGAAGCUUAACCGCCUAUGCAGCUUACCCUCCAGGCUGGCUGGGUGAUUCACGCUUCAUUACAGGUUUUUUGGGGUGGUUGAUUGGCAUGGCCAUCAACAUUCAUUCUGAUCAUAUUCUCAGAAAUCUGAGAAAACCAGGGGAAACUGGUUACAAGAUACCAAGAGGAGGAAUGUUUGAGUAUGUCAGUGGAGCCAACUUUUUUGGAGAGAUCCUGGAAUGGUUUGGGUUUGCCCUUGCCUGCUGCACCAUUGAAAGCCUUGCAUUUGCGUUGUGUAGUCUCUUCAUCCUGGGUUCAAGGGCAAGACAACACCACAAAUGGUACCUUGAGAAAUUUGAAGACUAUCCAAAGGACAGAAAAAUUGUCAUCCCAUUUUUGUACUGAGCUGUGCUUUUUACACUUUGAGAUGGAUGCUUUUACUAACAGCCAACAUUUUGCAGAUGCUGGUAGGUUAGCAACAGACUCCGAUCAUCACUGUGACAAAGCCUUUCCAUCAGUGCUGCUAUUACUUACUGCUUUUUCCUCUUAAUGGUAACCCAGAAAUCUGAUGGACAGGGUGAAUAGGAACAAAAAUGCUUUUCCAGCAGUGAAGCACCAUCAUAAAUACAUUAGGCAAUGAGUCUGAAUUGGCAUCAUGGGAAGUACUGUGCACGACUUCUGAUACUUCUUUUUCUGCCUGUGAGGGCUUCUGCUUUUUCCAGUCAAUGCAGCCAAGCUGUCCUGAGGAUUGUGCUGUGAGCUCAGCCACCCUUACUGCAGUCUGUGUAGGGUGUUCUGCCUACAUACACAAAUAGGGUUGAUUUUUUUUUUUUUCCCUUGCCUUGCUAAUCCUUUCAAUUCCCCCCACUGUCAAGAGCUGGUGAUUUAGACCAAGGAAUUAGAUGAAUACAGCUGCUUUUAGAUGAGAGGCAAUGUUUUUCCUUCUCUUUGCACUCUUACAAAUAUAGGGACACUGUACAGAAAAAUAUUUAAUUAUAUUUACAUAAAAGUUGUACAGCUAAUAGAUUAAUAUUGUCAUCUACCUCUUAAAAUUGAUAGCUAUCUCAAUAUGCAAUAGGUGUCUUCUCACUCUAAACUGGUUUUGGAAGUCUACUUAGGAUACUUAAGCCAAUCUAGCAUUGUUAACAAUUGUGUAAUGUCUUCUAACUUAAUUUAUAAAAAAACCUUGAGAUUUAAAAGAAAAAUUCUUACUAUGCUGUUUUUAAAAAAAUCAAGUGUCUUCCUUGUUCUGUUGCUAAUGUUGUAGAUGAUUUUGUAUUCUAAAAUUCUGGAGCCUUGUAUCAGUUCUCAUAGCCCAACCUCUUGCUCAUGAAGGACUCCAGAAUGGUUUCAAGAACAUGAUGGGAUCCCAAGCAUACAGGUUUUCAAGUUAUCUGUGUCUUCUGCAUGAUCGUAAUGAUAAAGAAUCUUUUAGAAUUGCUGACACCAAAAAAAACCUCAAAACAACUCAAGGGAAAUCUAAAAAAACAAACAAAAAAAAACCAACCAAAAAAA
Ficedula albicollis (Collared flycatcher) is the source of this 1854-nucleotide messenger RNA. It is a transcript of the gene SRD5A1, whose product is annotated as steroid 5 alpha-reductase 1. Gene Ontology annotation, biological process: steroid biosynthetic process. Gene Ontology annotation, cellular component: membrane. The record is from RefSeq and is a predicted model, not a curated record. The transcript has 6 exons. Gene Ontology annotation, molecular function: 3-oxo-5-alpha-steroid 4-dehydrogenase activity. Lineage: Eukaryota; Metazoa; Chordata; Aves; Passeriformes; Muscicapidae. The coding region runs from base 16 to 744 and encodes 242 amino acids.